Molecule: messenger RNA, 743 nt
Organism: Moneuplotes crassus
Lineage: Eukaryota; Ciliophora; Spirotrichea; Euplotida; Euplotidae
Source: the annotation of a GenBank genome assembly
UUCCUUCUUACAAUUUCUACCCUAAACCUUGGGAGAGGAGGGUGAAUAUGACUUACAUCAGACGUAAUCCAGUAGUCCCAGAUUUAAGCUACAUGAAUCUUGAAAGUCGUUUCCCUCGAAGUAUUUCGACCAAGGCUUCAGUUAAAGAUAACUUGAAAUAAAUAAGUUUAAAAGAAAUCCAAGAACUGUUAAGAAGAAAAGCUUAAACAAGACUUUGAAGAAUGUUCGAAAGAAGCUGUUGCCAACAAAGAAGCCGUGGUUUAUGAAGGUUAAUGCCCCAUUUGAAAAAGAGACCUCCCCUCAGAUCAAGCUGUUUAAGGUAGAUUCCUUUGUUUCAGGGGAUAUCUCCCCAGGUCUGAAAGAUAUCAAUGGGACUAAUGACCUUCCUUAUUGAGUUUGGGAUGAGUCACCAAAAAGAAAGAAGAUUGAGAUGAAGUUAAAGACUGAUAAUUAUUCCAACUUUUGAUACGAUAAUUCAAAAAUGUGGAAAAGGAUUAAAAGAAUUGCAAAGGACCAGAAAUAACUUUAUCCCAUUCCCUACAGGAAGAACCAAAAGGCUUCAAAUAGUAAAACCGCAUUUAUGGAGAUUCAAAAGGAAAGAACCAACCUUGGAAGAGCUUAUCAAGAAAGACUCGUAUGAGAAGUUGCUAGUAAAUAUACAGAAAGAUAUCCAGAACCCUCACGACCCAUUUAAGAUCCAGAAUGAGAAGUUUGAUGCUUAUUUUAAGAAGAAUUAGGCCAAA